CAUGAGAGGCAGCCCGAGGGGCCUUCCAAGGCUCUGAAUCUCUCUGCUUCUCUCUCUCUCUCUCUCUGUGCAGUUCUUAUCAUUUCUUGAGACUCUGCUUUGGCCUCUGCCUUGUUCCAUCGCUUGGCUCCGACACUGACUCCGAACCAUAUGGGUUGUUUUCUCUGCACUCGCGAACCAAUCAACAAAUCCUCCACUCACAACAAUUCUAAAUGCCCCGUACGCUGCGAUAAGACGACCACCCAUCGCCUUGUUGCAGAUAAUGUUAAAGCAGACUGGAACGUGAAUAUGAAGAAGGAAGCUAUUUGUUCUAAGCCUAAUGGCCUCUCUCCGGAGAUGAAGGCCUUAAAUUUAGAAGGCAAAAUUCCGAAGGACGGAAAAGUGAAUAAUCUGAAUCGUGCAAAAUCUUUCACAUUCCAUGAGCUCGCAGAGGCGACAGGUCAUUUCAGGUCAGAUUGCUUGGUGGGAGAAGGAGGCUUCGGCAAAGUUUACAAGGGAUACUUGAAGAGAACGAAGCAGGUGGCCGCUAUAAAGCAACUGAACCCGGAUGGGCAUCAAGGGAAGAGGGAAUUUGUGGUGGAAGUGUUGACACUGAGUACGGCAGACCACCCUAAUCUCGUCAAACUCUUAGGAUUCUGUGCCAAGGGACAACACAGAUUGUUGGUUUAUGAGUACAUGCCUCUGGGAUCCCUGGAGAAUCAUCUCUAUGAUCUUCCUGCCAGUAGAAAAGCUCUAGAUUGGAACACAAGAAUGAAAAUAGCAGCAGGAACGGCAAGGGGUUUGGAAUAUCUGCAUGACAAAAUGAGGCCGCCAGUGAUAUACAGAGACCUGAAAUGUUCCAACAUAUUGUUAGGAGAGGGAUAUCAUCCCAAGUUGUCUGAUUUUGGGUUGGCAAAAGUAGGCCCGAGUGGAGAAGACACCCAUGUUUCAACUAGGGUCAUGGGCACAUAUGGCUACUGCGCUCCAGAUUACGCCAUGACUGGUCAAUUAACUUUUAAGUCCGACAUUUACAGCUUUGGCGUUGUUCUUUUGGAGCUUAUCACCGGCAAAAAAGCUUUUGACAACUCAAGACCUGCCAAACAGCAAAACCUGGUCUCUUGGGCAAGGCCAAUGUUCAAAGACAGGAAAAGAUUCACAGAAAUGGUGGAUCCAUCGCUUGAAGGUCAAUAUCCAGUGAGAGGAUUGUACCAAGCCCUGGCUAUAGCAGCCAUGUGCGUGCAAGAGAAGCCUCACAUGAGACCUGUGAUUGCUGACGUUGUCACUGCUCUCAACUUCCUCGCUUCCCAGAAAUAUGAUCCUCACAGUAAUCAAACUUCUUCGUACAAGCCCAGAUCUAGGGCAAGCCGUGAUCCACUCACAAAUCAUAAUGAUCAUACUCUUCUUGAUGUCAGUCUCUCUGAGUCUGACAGAUCUGGGAGCGAAGAAAAUAAUUCUGACUCGGACAGUCGAUCUGGCACCCAACAAAACAAUUCUGAGAAUGAAGAAAAUCAUUCUGACUCGGACAGAUCUGGGAACAAACAAAAUUAAUUAUUUUUCCUCCACGGGAUUUCAUGUGUAUAUGUAGGGAUGUGCCUGGUUAUCUAUUUUUGUUUCCUAUUAAGAUAACUUGUGCUAUGUUGGAUCUUAGCCUUUCUUAUAAGUUUUAAAGGGGGGAAAAAAAUCCUUCUUCGUUUGA
Prosopis cineraria is the source of this 1675-nucleotide messenger RNA. Its product is annotated as probable serine/threonine-protein kinase PBL7. Bases 151 to 1527 code for a protein of 458 amino acids. Lineage: Eukaryota; Viridiplantae; Streptophyta; Magnoliopsida; Fabales; Fabaceae. The transcript is spliced from 5 exons. Gene Ontology annotation, molecular function: protein kinase activity; ATP binding. The record is from RefSeq and is a predicted model, not a curated record. Gene Ontology annotation, biological process: protein phosphorylation.